AUGUCACAAAGCAAAAUAACCAGGAUCGACCGUGCAGAUUCUGAUAGCACUCCAGAUUUCUCUCUGAAUCUGAUCGACGAGGACCUCAUUAGAGCCGAGAGCGAUGACAAGUUGACGCUUUACUUGUUCUCUUUGAUUCUGGCUGCUGCGAUGGCUGGUUUUCUGUUCGGGUACGAUACAGCGGUUGUUGGCGUAGCCUUACCGUUGAUUGGCGAUGAUUUGGGCCACGAGUUAACAUAUUCGCAACAAGAGAUUGUCACUGCGGGUACAACCAUUGGAGCGAUUUUCGGAUCCUCCAUUCUAGGAGCAUUCGCCGACAAAUUGGGACGCAAGUGGUGUAUUACCAUUGCCGAUGCAUUCUUCACGGUGGGGGCUGUUCUCAUCGCCUCGAGUUACUCUUUGGCCCAGAUCAUCGUCGGACGUAUCAUUCUAGGCGUAGGGGUCGGAGGUGCGGCGGUGAUUGCGCCCAUGUACAUCACAGAGUUAGCCCCGACUGCCGUACGUGGUCGAUGCAUUGGCAUCAAUGCCUUGUUCAUUCCCGUAGGACAAGUUGUGGCUGCCGGUAUAGGCGCCGGUGUACAGAAUAUGCAACAUGGAUGGCGUCUGCUUUUUGCUCUUGGUGUUGUACCUUCCGUCGUGCAACUUGGCCUGAUGCACUGGCUUCCGGAAUCGCCCCGAGUGUUGAUUUUACGAAACAGAAAGGAGGACGCUCGACAAGUCAUGCGGAAAAUCUAUGAGCAUGCGUCUGAUGCUCAAAUCGAAUUCAAGCUGCGCGUUGCCGAGGAAUAUGUCGCUGCUACAACCAAACUGCAGAGACAAAUGACUUUAUCGCAGCGAUUGCACAAGAUAUGGGCCACCAAAGCGUACCGAAGACCGAUCAUCACUGUCAGCGGUCUUCAAUUUUUUGGGCAACUCUGUGGCUUCAACGCCUUGCUGUACUAUGCUGGUACGCUAUUCGGGUUGUUAGGCCUGUCAAAUCCUGCACUGGGAGGUCUGAUCCCUUCCGGAGUCAAUGCUCUUUUUGUGGUGAUCGGCAUGUCCUUGGUUGACAGGGUAGGAAGACGUGGGCUACUCGUAUGGGCUGGGCCAUUGAUGAUCGCCGGUCUCGUUUGGAAUAUUGUCGCUUUUUACUAUAUGUGUCAGCCUACCGGAGGCUUCCUGGACACGGAAUUUUCGUACGACAAGACUCAUGUCGGUGCCGUGAUCGGCGGAAUCGUGCUGUUCACAAUGGGUUUUGGGAUGACCUACUCCCAUUUGGCCUGGUAUCAAUCAGAAUUCCUCGCAUUGGAAAUUCGAGCAUCGGGAUCCGCUAUUGCCACGACGACCUGCUGGGUAGCCAACCUGGUGGUCUCAGUAUCAUUCUUGUCGGAGUUGGAGACCUUAACUCCCUCCGGAACAUACGGCUUAUACCUUGGGUUCGUUGUGGCUGGUUAUGUCUUCGUUCUGUUUUGCUACCCCGAAUCCAAGGGUUUGUCCAUUGAUGAGGUUGCAACCGUGUUCCAUGAUGGCUUUGGUGUCCGGAAGUCGGUCGAGAUGCGACAGGCCAAGGAUGCCCUUCGGCAAAAAUGGGCCAAGGAGAAUGAUGGAAACAUUCAUGAUGCUGCUCAGAAGGCGCGAGACACGGCUCAUCUGGAGUUCUCUGCACGGCAAACACGAGGUUUCCGUGACGAUAUCGAAGAGCAAGCGUGA
Molecule: messenger RNA, 1689 nt
Organism: Kwoniella botswanensis
Lineage: Eukaryota; Fungi; Basidiomycota; Tremellomycetes; Tremellales; Cryptococcaceae
Exons: 10
Coding region: 1-1689 (562 amino acids)
Biological process (GO): transmembrane transport
Cellular component (GO): membrane
Molecular function (GO): transmembrane transporter activity
Source: RefSeq, a predicted model, not a curated record